Molecule: messenger RNA, 1670 nt
Organism: Scheffersomyces amazonensis
Lineage: Eukaryota; Fungi; Ascomycota; Pichiomycetes; Serinales; Debaryomycetaceae
Gene: ERG24
Product: delta(14)-sterol reductase
Exons: 1
Coding region: 260-1594 (444 amino acids)
Biological process (GO): ergosterol biosynthetic process
Cellular component (GO): endoplasmic reticulum membrane
Molecular function (GO): Delta14-sterol reductase activity
Source: RefSeq, a predicted model, not a curated record
UAGCGACUAUACGAGGUCGAAGAGCCUGGGCUAUGUGAAGUUCAUUGUAGGUCCAAUAGUCCAAAGUACUUAAGAAGACUGAUUUGCUUUGAUAUUCAUACCCAAAUCAAGGAGAAAUUAAACUGCCUAAAUGAAUAGUCCAAACUUCUGAAUCACCACUACUGGCGAGUCUCGGUACGAAAAGUAAAUAGUGAAUAGCGAGAACUGAAAAAUUAUAGCUAAAUAUUGAUCUUGAACUACUAGCACUCACUACAGCAUCAUGUCAUCACCCCUAAAUCCAAAGACAACUCAUUGGGAGUUCUCAGGAUUACCAGGAGCUAUAGGAAUUACAUUAGGAUUACCUACAUUAAUUAUAUUCUUUGCCCUAAUUACCAAUGAAAAUUACUCUUUAACAGGCAUCAAUCUUGAUAUUCAAGCUAUCAUAGAUCAAUUACCUCAAAACAGUACUGAAUGGAUAGAUCUUUGUUUCGACAAAACUUGUUGGUUAGCAUACCUCACAUGGUUUUUUGGUUUAGUCAUUUUAGAUUUCAUUCUUCCUGGUAGAAGUUUAAAUGGUGUUACUCUCAGAGAUAAUACUAAAUUAAACUAUAAGAUCAAUGGUCUUGCUAUGUCAGGAACUUUACUCGCCGUUUUGGCUGCUAGAGUAUACCAAUCUACCAAUUGGUACUUACCUGAAUUACAAUUCAUUUAUGACAAUCAUUUGAAAUUAACUAUUGUUACCACGAUUUUUUCCUUCUUAUUGGCCAUAUUUGUAUACAUAACCUCUUUCAUACCUUUGAUUACCCCCAAUGGUGUUAAAACCAGAGAGAGAGUCUUAUCGGUCAAUGGGAAUACAGGAUCUGUCAUUUAUGAUUGGUUUAUAGGUCGUGAAUUGAAUCCUAGAAUAGGUACUUGGGAUAUCAAAUUGUUUUGUGAAUUACGUCCUGGAUUAUUAUUAUGGUUUCUCAUUAAUUUAUCAUGCAUUCAUAAUCAGUAUCAUAAAUAUGGUGAAAUCACAGAUUCAUUAGUCUUGAUCAAUGCCUUACAAGCUUUCUAUGUAUUUGAUGGAGUCCUCAAUGAAGAAGGGUUAUUAACUAUGAUUGAUAUUACUACUGAUGGGUUUGGUUUUAUGCUUGCCUUCGGUGAUCUCGCCUGGUUACCAUGGUCAUAUUCACUUCCAGCAAGAUAUGUUUGCUUACCUGAACAUAAAGUCAGCUUGGGAUUCUCAAACAUUGCAUUAAUUCUUGGUAUAAAAGUCCUUGGCUAUUACAUCUUCCACUCUUCCAACAAACAAAAGUCUGACUUCAGACAGGGUAAGCUCGAUCAUCUUAAUUUAGUUAGCAUUCCUACCAAGACAGGAUCCAAAUUGUUAUGUGAUGGAUGGUGGGGAUUAUCCCAACAUAUAAACUAUUUAGGUGAUUGGUUAAUUGGUUGGUCAUGGUGUUUACCAACUGGAUUUCAAACUCCAUUAACGUAUUUUUAUGUUAUAUAUUUUGGAACUUUAUUGUUACAUAGGCAAAUGAGAGAUGAAGCUAAAUGUAGAGCUAAAUAUGGUAAACAAUGGGAAGAAUAUGAGGCCAAAGUUCCUUAUAAAAUAAUCCCUUAUGUAUACUAAACAAAAACUUGUAUAUAUAUUGUAAAAUAUAAAAUUACAUAGAGAAAAGGAUUAAUAUGGCUUUUUCUGAAUCGAC